UUUUGGGUCUUGUAUUGGAUGUGAAAAAUGUUUGUUUGCAAUCAAUUGAGUCAAUUGGUCGGCCAGACCUUGAAGAAUGUGGUUAAACCUCCACUACAGCUCACUCUAGCCAUCAUUAAACCCGAUGUCUGCAAAGAUCCCAAUCGACUCAAUGCCAUCAGAAAUAUGAUUAAAAUAAAUGGAUUUUAUUUUAUUCGUUCACUAAUUACACGAAUGUCUGAAUUGGAAGCCAAAGAUUUUUAUAGCGAACACAAAGAUAAGUUUUUCUACUGGAGAUUAGUGUCGUUCAUGUCUUCGGGUGUCAUAUCAUGUCAUAUAUUAGCAAAACAUAAUGCGAUCACUGAAUGGAGACAAUUGAUGGGACCGACAAAAGUUUAUAUGACUAAAUUCAAUGAACCAAACACUAUAAGAGCGUUGUAUGGCUUAAGUGACACUCGAAACGCCACUCACGGAUCAGACUCUUCGCAAUCGUUUGAGAGAGAAUUCAAACACUUCUUCCCGGACUUCGACUCUGACAAGUGGUUCGCAGAACAGAUGCAACACUUCAUUAAUGGCACUGAUAUUGAAUUCUUGGCCGAGGAAUGGAUUCAUCGAUUAAAGAGAUGAUUCAAAAUAUAGCUUUAUUUCAUAGAAAAAU
Molecule: messenger RNA, 637 nt
Organism: Medioppia subpectinata
Lineage: Eukaryota; Metazoa; Arthropoda; Arachnida; Sarcoptiformes; Oppiidae
Source: the annotation of a GenBank genome assembly